AGCGUGCGCUGUGCAAACCCGAUGCCGAUUGCUCAUUGUCCGCUCGGUUCGUCUAUCCAAGCUUCUUUGUGCACUCCGCGGCCGGCGUGUUUCAUACUUCGAACGACACGCCUUGUUACGGGACCGAGAUUUCUGCACUGUGAGACUACUGUGGUGUGCGAUUCGUGACCGAGAAGCUGCCGCUAUGCGUCCGAGGCGUUGCCUGUUACCUCGGUGGAAGCAAAAAAGGCGGCGAUGAAGGUGGGCGCAGCAUGCCGAACUGCGGCCCCGUUUGUGUGCCUACGGGCUCCUAACGUCCACACCGAAAUCUGUCGGCUGCGAGACGCUGCUUCAAGUUACGACGAUCGUCCAGCCUGAGACCGAGCCGCGCUUGGUUUGUGCUGUCGCCUGCGAUAAGACGCCGCCGCUCCGACCGGCGUCCCACGUAAACAGCGUCGAGUGGAAACAACGGAGAUCCGCCUCUGGACGCGCUCGCAACGCAUCCUCGCUGUGAUUCUUGAGUGUGUAAGUGUCAACGAUCGCCAUGAUGAACUUCAAAAAGUGCAGCGGAGUGCGGUCCACCAUUCUGCAACUGCUGCUUGCGGUGAGCCUCCUGCAGCUCGGUUCCAACCCGGACUCGAACCCUGUCCGCUUGAACCGGCGGUCCGACCUCGUCCGCAGCGUGCGUGUCGGGGUCCAGUCGGCAUUCACGCACGCUCAAAGCCUUACACCACCGCUGUUCGUUCACCCCAAGAGCAUCGAUGCCGUCGAUGCGAACCCCGUGUUCGCCGAGCUGCACGAACUGGGAAUUCCGUCGCUGCUGCGGCGUGUUCGAACGCGGGUGUUCGCCUACCUGGCCGAGGACCCGGGCCCGCCGCCAACGAGGAUUUCGAACGAAGUGGCUGCCGCCGCGUCCGAGGACGAGCAGCGUGCCGAUUCUCCGAGCGAUGCAUCCGGCGCGAGCAGUAACCUGACGCAAGAGGAUAUGGAUCUCAUUGAGAUCCUCUGGAAGCAAGAUGAAGAUCUUGGUGUUUCAAGAGAUGCCUUUGACCACCAUGUGGCUUCUGAAAGCAGCAGCAAGGAAGCUGUGAAGCCGCCACAUUUUGAUAGUACCAAAGUGCCUGAAGAUGAAGAUGAGCCACUUGAAAUGCACGAGGACAGCAAUCCUUGGGAGGGCUUCCAGUACCGCAUAGACUCAGAGACAGGAGAGCAUAUCUUGGGUGUUAGCAGCGAAGGAGAAAGCAAAUCCGAGGAGCCAAGGGAGCGUGUCGACAGUGGAUGCUUCCUCCUCGACGAGGAAGAAGACACAACGCUCGGCAGAAUACCCGACGAAGACCGUGAGGCCCUUUUUGCCGAACUGGACCGUAUUCUCCAGGGGCAGUCUCCCCAGGCAGCAGACCUGUAUCCUGCUGACGACUGUUGGGGAGGCUCCGAGCAGAGAGACCUCGGUGCAGAUAAGGGCCCUGCCUUGGCCACUGGAGGUCCGCCACCUCACAACUACACAGACCCAUUUCCGGGCGUCCUCCUCAACAAUGCCACGCUGGGUCCCCCACCCGUGGACCACAGCAGUGCUUACCUGCAUGGAGCUGGAGCCUUUGGAACGACUGCCUGCACAGGGCUUCCUUGCAACAAUGGGUCGUCGAUGACCGAGGGCCCCACCUAUGGCCAGGAUUUCCCCGACUACCUCUACUCGCCUGGCACUGGCAUGGCAGGCUACGGUGGGAUGGGAAACAUGACUGCUGGUAGUGGCAUGGGCACAAUGCCAGGAAUGGCGAGCAUGGGCAACAUCACCAGCAAUGUGACCAGUUCUGCAUUGGCUUGCACACCCACGGACUACCUUCUCAAUGACUUGCUCGCUGAUGAGGACCUGCACCUGAUGGACAUGGUGGCAUCACCGACAGAAACUUCAGCACCUUACCCUGUCCAGCUGUCCGUGGCAGAAGAUCGCAUGGACAACAGCAGUGACACGGGCGUGUCAUCAAUGGGGUCUGAACGGGUGCCUUCGCUUUCUGAAGACCAUGAAUGGCUGGACUCCUGCUCGGAAUCAUCAUCACAUGCCGAUGCGGAGAGCGAUGCCAAGCGGCUGCUUGAGGUGGCCCAAAAGAAGUACAAACUGUUCGGGCGUCGACCAGGCCUGGGAGACAACGACACGAUGCUGGGUGGCUAUGGGGGCCCCUGCUUGCAGCAGCCCCCGCUGCCAUUUCCAACUCCCUUGGGCCGUCUACCUGGCGGCGCCACAGUGGCCGUGGUUCCACCCAACGCUCCAACGCCCAGCAGCCUGUUUCCUUCUGCACCUGAAGUACCCACAGUUCCGAGGCUGGUGAUCCGUCCCGUCAGCUCUCUUGUUCGCCACAACCAUUCGUACUCUGCGGCUGAAGCAGCUGCCGCAGCAGAAAAUUCCGAAUCAUCGGAGGAGGAUGACGAUGACGAGACUACGUCGGGCAACAUGGGCUUGGCGUACGAGACAGAGGAGCAACGACAUGCGCGAGCAUCGCGGGAUGAGAAGCGGGCGCGAGCGCUCAACCUGCCCCUGUCCAACGCCGAGAUUGUGGACCUGCCAAUUGACGAGUUCAACGAGCGACUCGCCAAAUACGAGCUGACAGAGGCACAACUGGCGCUGAUCAGGGACAUUCGCCGGCGCGGCAAGAACAAGGUGGCAGCGCAGAACUGCCGGAAGCGCAAGCUGGACCAGAUUCUCUCUCUGCAACAGGACGUUGAGACACUGCACCUGGAGCGCCAAGAGCUGGAGCGACGGCACGAGGAGCUGCUCGCGCAACGGCUCUUGGGGCGUGACAAGUACAGCCGCCUCUGUCAGCUGCUGGCUGCCCACACCGCGCGGCCCCUGAGCCCCACUUUGCAGCAGUGCGCCAAUGUUGAAGCAUCGUUUGCCACCUCGCCUACGGACACUGGGGCACGGCUGAAAAAGAAGAUGCACGCCAAGUGGGAGAGUGAUGAGUGAGGCAGGCCCCCUUUUGGUACAGUGGCUAGAAAAGGGCCAGUGGCCUUCGGAAUCGCAUAUCCAUGCUUGGUGGAAGCCAUUGCUUAAUGCCCCAAAGGUUGCGAGUUCUUUGUGCUACAAAAUGAGACCCCCCAAAGUACACCUUAAGGGUGUAAUUUUGCCGUGUAACAGUAAUUGCCAUUAGUCUUUUGUGUUUUCCCUCUGUGUAAAGCUGUACGCCCAGUAGUCUUCUGUUGGGAAUUGCCAUGUGUGCUUCAGCAUUGAGUAGCUUUCCCGACAGGAAAGUAGCGGCUGUGCAGUGGUAAAAAGUGGAAAUGCAGAGAAGAUUGCUGACGGUUAUUGUUUUGUGACAUACUUACACCUGUCUCUGUGUUGCAGUUCAGUAGCAAGUCAGUUCUGAGGACCUCCAAUGAAUGUUCGAGAGUUGCAGCCCAUGCCUUGUCAUGUUACAGUUGCUGCGGUUGCAAAGUUAUGCUGGUGUUCUCAAAUGCCAGGGGGAUAUAUUCAUGCAGCCACUCGGUCAUAGUUACCACCGCAUCCUGUCAAGCGAUCCUCCGGAAGUGUCAAGUGUUCGUGUCUACACUUGCAUUAUGGACGCUUACCUUAGCGCCUAGACAAAUGCUUGUGAUGACCGGUCAGUGCAGCGAUCGUUUGGUUGUAGGUGCAGUUCGUGAAUGUGAGGAAUAGCUGCAACAAUCUUCAUACCCGUUUUGCAAGGUUGGUGCUACGAGUAAUGUGUCGUCGAGUCUUCCUAUGAGAACCCCCUCACAAAGCACAGUUGUGCCUCUGCAGUCACUGCCAUGGCACCCUUUCUAGCCACUGUAUUCCUUUCUCCACGCAUGAAGAAAGCAACACUUGUGAUUUGAUGACGCUCAACGACACACUUCCUUCAAGUGCUGCGGAGGUGUGCUCAGUGGACAAUGGGUGAACUGUGUGCGCCUGUGUGCAUUGAAUGUGCAGAAGAGGACCAAGGGCAGUCACCACGUUUCUGUGUCUUUCUUUCUUUUUCUUUCUUUAAACCUGGCUUUGGUCUCAAGCUACUGCCAACUGUUGUAAAUGUGUUUUUCCUUUCUGGGGUCUCCAUAAAGUGUUAGAGUGAAGGAAAAACCAAACUGUUUGGCUUUGUAGUUUUCCACGGCGCUAGGUUGUUGCAUUGUAAAUAUAAAAGUUUCUUAGCUUUGCUGUGAAAGAAAUGAAUUUGUGCCUUUUUGAGUACAGCAGACCAGCUAAGUCAUGCAAGGAACAAUAGCAUCUUUCCUUUUUUUUUUUUUUAAGUAUCGCAUUAGUAGCUCUCAAGGGAAUGUUGAGUUUACUGGAGAUGUACACUGAAGUGCAAACUUGUGCAAUAAACUACUUGUGCUACGAAAGUCUUGUAAGCUAAAGCCUUACUGGACAUUGCGUGCUGGUGUGGUUUAACAAAGUUUAUAUUUGCACAAGUUGAAUGAAUUAUUUAUUCCGUGUGAUUCACAUUGUGUCCUUUGGUUACUACACUCAUUCUGUGUCAAGAAUGCAGUUUCAUUUCUAAUAAACUUUGUUGAUGAGUA
Dermacentor silvarum is the source of this 4482-nucleotide messenger RNA. RefSeq names its product segmentation protein cap'n'collar (gene cnc). The coding region runs from base 524 to 2938 and encodes 804 amino acids. Gene Ontology annotation, biological process: regulation of transcription by RNA polymerase II. Gene Ontology annotation, cellular component: nucleus. NCBI's taxonomy places the organism in Eukaryota, Metazoa, Arthropoda, Arachnida, Ixodida, Ixodidae. The record is from RefSeq and is a predicted model, not a curated record. The transcript has 11 exons. Gene Ontology annotation, molecular function: RNA polymerase II cis-regulatory region sequence-specific DNA binding; DNA-binding transcription factor activity, RNA polymerase II-specific.